ACACACAGAGAGAGACCACAAAUCCUUUGACAACGUGACGUCCUAUAGGCUGGACUCUCGUGGGGCGUAAAAGAGAAAACCCUCGUGUGGAGAUGUGAGACUGUGAUGUCUCAGUGUGUGCAUGGACAUGUGGGUAUCCUCGCCAUCAAUGGAGAUGUUUGGUAACUGUGGAGAGCCACAUGGGAUCUGUACUUCACCAGGUGUGUUUGGAAAUUAGCCGGGGGCUCGUGGUGCAACUCCACCUCCACUUCUAUCCAUCACCCAUGAACUUUCCGGUCGUCCUCGCGCCGCUGCACCCUUCUCCUCACGGACAAUGAAGACUUCUCGCAGGUGCAGGAGCUUUCUGUCGGUCAGCUUGAACUUCUUCGCCCUGUUCUUCUCCAUCACCGCGUUCAUCACGACGUACUGGUGCGUGGGCACGCAGAGAGUACCCAAGCCAAAGUGCAGCAAGCUGCGGACGCACCAGUGCAUCGACUACGGAGUGAACGAGACCGACCCCAACAAGGUGGUGUACAGCUGGGAGACCGGAGACGACCGCUUCCUCUUCAGACAGUUCCACACCGGCAUCUGGUAUUCCUGCGAGGAGAACAUCCACGAUGAAAGUGAGAUGUGCAGAAGCUUCAUCGACUUGGCCCCUCCAUCAGAGAAAGGGAUGCUGUGGCUGUCGCUGGUUUCUGAGAUGUUGUACAUUGUCCUGCUGGUGGUGGGCUUCAGCCUCAUGUGUAUAGACCUGGUCCACUCCAGCAACGUCAUCGAUGGACUCAAGCUCAAUGCCUUUGCUGCCGUCUUCACCGUGCUCUCUGGUCUUCUUGGCAUGGUGGCUCAUGUGAUGUACACACAGGUCUUCCAGGUCACUGUCAGCCUCGGCCCACCUGACUGGAGGCCGUACAACUGGGACUACGGCUGGUCCUUCUGCAUGGCCUGGGCGUCCUUCACCUGCUGCAUGGGCGCAUCAGUCACCACCCUCAACUCCUACACAAAGACCGUCAUCGAGUUCAGGCACAAACGCAAGACCUUCGAGCAAAGCAUCCGAGAGGAGCACGCGCGGGAGGCUUUCGGAUAUUUCCAGGAAUGCUCCCUGCACUCCAUCUCCAAAUCUGUAGAGGUUUAUUCCAGCCAGAGCCUGAAAAGUGGCAGGAAAACUCCCAUACCUGUGGACUCUCUGGACCUGACUGACAUUGCAACAUCUUUGGGGGAAGAGCAGUGCUGAACGGGACGGGACAGGAGGUGGUGGCAUUCCUCUCAACUUGAUGGAUGGAAGCGUUGUUGUCCAUAUGUGGUCGGCAUUCAGUACGGGAUGAACAGCUAACAGGAUUUCAGGCUGUAUCAUGAGCUUCACCUGAUUCAUUUUAACACUGCCUUAAAUGUGGGUGUGUUGUUGACAUUGGGAGCUUCAAACCAGCUGACAACUGAAAAAAAGUGGACUUGAGCUAAUCUCAUGGAUGAAGGUGUUGUCUCUGUUUAUGUAACCUACCACAAUGUAGAUUUAAGAGAAAAUGUGAAGUAUACCCAUAUAAAUAGAGCGAGGGCCUCUCAGAUGCUAAUAGCCUUAUUAAACAUGUUUCAGUCAAUCAAUAAAUCAAUGCAAAGACAGGGUGACAGUUGGUCACUGGUUAACUGGUUUUUCAUUCAUUGUGAAAUAAAGCCACAAAGACUUGCUGCAAAUUAUGUGUCUAGUCUGCCUACAUAUAUAAAUUAUAAAUGAUAUGUGAAGUGUAAGUGUGCAGAAUUCUUGUACACAGAAUGCGGGAUAAUUUUUCUGUUGGAUGUUCACAAUCAGUUACUUUCAUCGUCUCAUGAAGCCCAAACGAGCAUUUGCAAACACACUUCUCAUCAUGUCAGGAAAAACUGCAGAGAAACUUAUAACACAGUGUUUUGUAGCAUUCAAGUUUAUAUGAACUCUUGUAAUUAGUAUAGUGUCACACAUUUCCAGUACAGUAUGUAAUUCACAACCUAUGUUCUAUUUAUUCCGCCACAUUUUUUGGCAUUCCUUCAACAUAUUUCCUGCUACUUCACCAUCUUCUUACAGUUUAAAGCCAACAAUGCAGUGCAGUGGCUUUGCUAUUCAACAAACCUUGAAAUAUUCCACAUCUCAUUCAUUCAUACAUUAUUGAUAUUAUUCAACUUUUAAAGCCAGCAAUCCAGUGGCAGCGUCAGGCUUUCAACAUCCAGCAUUCACACGGCAAUUUCUUCAGAAAUUACCUUCCUAGAAGAUAUUGGUCCUUUAGAGAAAGUAAUGUCGGUCUGGUUUCAGAGGGUAGGAGGAAAAUGUAAUUUCCUGAAUAUACUGUACAUUUUACAGUUUUCUAUGAUACUACGUAUGAACUUUGUAAUUUCAUAUUUUUUUCACACUUUUUUAAUAUGGUAGUUAUACUGGCAAAAUUAUUUAUUGUCUGAGGCAAGUCAUAUGUUUAGGAUAAUCUUUUUUAUGCUUCAGUCUAAGACAAGUUUUUCUUUCGGGAGACCAUAAAAGCAACCUUGACCUUGAAUA
Sebastes umbrosus (honeycomb rockfish) is the source of this 2491-nucleotide messenger RNA. RefSeq names its product germ cell-specific gene 1-like protein. Gene Ontology annotation, cellular component: plasma membrane. The record is from RefSeq and is a predicted model, not a curated record. The transcript has 5 exons. Lineage: Eukaryota; Metazoa; Chordata; Actinopteri; Perciformes; Sebastidae. Bases 314 to 1210 code for a protein of 298 amino acids.